Molecule: messenger RNA, 4625 nt
Organism: Porites lobata
Lineage: Eukaryota; Metazoa; Cnidaria; Anthozoa; Scleractinia; Poritidae
Source: the annotation of a GenBank genome assembly
AUGGCUUCAGAGAAUAAACCUACUGUUCUUGUCACGGGUGAGAAAUCUUUGUUAUAUUGUUCUUUUGUGAAGAAUUUAGCUUCAAGUGUUGCCUCAGAUAACUUUAGCGGUAUAAGUACAUUUAAAGCAAUCGUAAUUUUCUUGUCAGUAUAUAUGCACUAUAAAGGAGGAACCAUGGAGACUGUCUGUUAGAGGGUUACAAUACUUGCCUAGGAUGCUACAGUGUAUAUUUCCUCUUAUAUCUUAAACAACGCAUCAUUUUAUUAUGUGGACUGAGUUUGGGUUCCUGGUUUGGUUAGUUAAAUUUCCUCAUCUCAUGUCAACAACAACAACAACAAUAACAACAACAAGUUUAUUCAGUAUUACCAUUUUGUACAGGUGUUACCGAUUAAAAUAACAAUAAUAAACAGCUAAGUGUAAGGAAAUGCAGAUAUGAUGGAACAGUAGAAUUAACUAUGUUUCUUUCGUCUUUCAAAUGCUUGAAAGAUGAAAUUAGCUGCCAACCUGCCGAUAUGUGAAUCAGUAUUGUUAAAAAGAAAACAGACUUUAUCAUGGAUAUUGUAAUUUGUAAAUAAUGUAUUUCGGUCGUUGAGUCUUUCUCAAAUGACCGUAUUGAUCACAGUGAAAUAAUAUGUGCAGUUCAUUUUCAACCGAAUUUUGGUUGCAAUGAUCAUGUCUUCUCCUUGAUCUGCAGCUGCCACAGUGUAGGGAGGGCCGAGUUUGUUGGCAGGGGGGUGGGGGUGGCUGCUACUCCCCAAUUCUCUGUUUUCACCGUCACGACAUCAAAAAUAAAGAUGCAAACCAUUCAAUACAGAAAGUCCAGAAUCUGGGAAAUGAAAGAAGAUAAAUAUACAAAAAGCCUCGCCAAGAAUUAGGGGCCCGUUUCUUGAAAGGCCUGGAAACUUUUCGUGCUCAACGGUCAGAUUUAAAAAUCAAACCUAGCCUGCAGUGCAGGCGUUUUCUUCAGGUGCACGAAUGUUUUUGCUUGCAGAAGCACCAUGUUGAAACUAACUCGCAAAGAGAGUAGGUGCUUCCUUUGACUCAUCACAAUGAGUUUGUCUAUCAUUAAUAAUUUUUGCUGAUCAGUCUUUUGGUAUUGCUUAGGAUUUGGUCCCUUUGGUACACAUGAGGUAAACACCAGUUGGCUUGCUGUUCAGGUAUGCUAAAAUUCAGGGAUGAACAAACUGCUAAGGAAAGAUCUGGAGUUAAGGGACAGAAACCAGAUGCAAAGAUUAGCUCAAAACUUACAGCACCAGUUGUGUACCUACAAUCCUCGUCAAAAAUCUUGGCACACUUGUGUGCGUUUCCCCUUUCCCAAUGUUGAUUUGAGUAUUACAGUGGUCUCAUUGCUUCAAAAUAGGUGUGGCUCAACAGUGGGGAGGGUGAGGGCACAUUACAGUGAGAACAAAAUUGUGAGGAGUAAAUCUCAAGAAUUUUCUAGAAAAUUCAAGAGAAGCGGUGUCUCAAAUCAAAAUCCUUUUAAAUCAAAUCCUUUAUUUAGACACGUAACACCCAGGAGCACUAAAGUUCUCGUUAAAACGCGUACGUGUAUACAAAUUAGAAAAUUAAAAAUUAAAAAAAAAAAAUUAUGCUAGAAACCUAUACAUUACUACUGUAAAAAUACUAGCUAUAAAUAGAUCUACAAAAUGGCUAAAAGCAGAAUCUAAAACUAAAACUAUUUACAAGCACUACACCCUAAGCCAUGUGAGCUUUAAGAGAUCGCUUAAAUAAAUGACGCAAUGUCUUGUGAUUCUCUGACUUUUGGAGGUAACGCAUUCAAAAGUUUGCUGGCUAAAAAUGUAAAGGAUCGAUGCAUAAACUCCAGAUUAAAGGGGGGUAGAUCUAGCCUUGUGCUAAGCCCACGUAAGUUGUACUGUACAUCCUUAAAAUUAAAAAAUUCUCUGAUAUAAGGUGCCCCCUCUGUUUCAACGAUUUGUGACGAGCAUUGUAGUUAGUUCUCUUACCCUCUCCCCCUACCCUUUCCCCCUCCCUCCCCCAUCCCUAUCUCCCAUCCAACUUGCUUUAGCCAUACAAAGGCAGAUAUUGGGAUCUGGCCAUAAAUAAUAAUAUUGUGUAACUUAUGAAAUAAGUGAAAUAAGUUUAUUUUAUUUAUAGGAACUUCCAGGGACUGACCUCUCCCAGAAAGUGAAUUUAGAAGUAAGGGAAAUUCCUGUGGAGUACGCAGCAGUAGAUAAGGAAGUUCCUGCAUUGUGGAAUGAAAUCAAACCGAAGGUGAUAAAUUUUACUCUUUGCAUAGGAAGGGUGCUUUAGAUGGGUUUCAUUGCCUGUGUGGUAAUGUCUUCUAUAAUUCCUUUGCUACACACAUGAAGGACAUUUAGAUGUCAAUCCCCAGGUUGAGGUAUCAGUGAAUGUAAAGGAUAAAACUACUGAUUACAUAGUGCUGAAUUUAAUAGCGUCCCGGCUUCUUUUUGCACACGGAUCUGACUCCCAGCCAUAAUUCUAUGAACAAAGCACCCAGUAAGCUUUGUAGGAUGCUAAACUAGUGCUGUUUUGCCCAGCCCCAAAUUUGGUCACUUGUUUCCAUUCGUACACCUCCCUAUCUCACUACUGUGCUUCCACAAGCAAGUUUGUGAUCUAGCAAAGCCCUGUGACACCCAGUGAACUAUAUUUCCCUUUGGGUGACCAGGAAGAUUCCUUUGGUGCACAGUGUAUACUGCUACUUUCUUUAAGCACAGCCCUGUGGUAUUUUAGUCCACCUAAUAUCAUGGCCAAUUCUUGUAAUGCUCCUUAAAAGAAAAAGUUAAUAACCGUUUCUUGCAACUCCAAGCACUUCUGUUCCAUGGCUGAUGUGAUUUAUCCUCUUUGUUAGCAAUGUAUUUUCUUUUCUAGUUGUGUGUACAUGUUGGUGUACAUGGUCUUGCAGACUGUGUGCAGUUAGAGAUGUGUGCCCACAAUGAUGGAUACAACAGACCUGAUGAAGGUGGUCAGAAAUGUCACCACAGCUGCUGUGUUGAAGGUGAUUUGAGGUGUAUCAGUAAUGGCUCAUUGUAGAGUGUUAAGAUCAUGCAAUGGAUAGAUAGUGGCAACAGUGGGUAUGCCGUGGUAAGAGUGGGUGUACUGUGGAUAUUUUUGUUUUGGAAGAGAGGUAAGCGAUGUUAAGAGUGAUGGUUUUAAGUUUAAGAGAAACUUCUCAAAAUGAAAUUGUGUUUAAUCAGGAGCCUAUGUUGACCCAGAGCGAGUAACUCCUUUGUGCCCACAGCCAUGCAACAUUGUUUCAUGGACAAGUGUAUUUUUACACGAAAUCAAAAACUGAAUUCUAGUCAGAAUAAAGAAUUUCUGAUGUUUUGAUAACUUUUGCUGAAAUUCUUUUUUCAAUACAUCAGACUAUGGAUAAGCACACACAUACAAAGUGGUGCUUCCAUUUUUGCUGAAAAAUUACUUCAAAGUGAGGCUAAAAAUAAACUUGUCUGAGAAAAUACUAUUACAUUUCACACUUCAGGUUAAGGGCUCCUGGUUUUAUACAUAGUGACCGAUAGGUCAUUCCUGGUUUUAUUUGUUUGUUUUUAGGUGGACCUGAGUGCUUGUCUACUUCUUUAAACCUGGAUAAGAUUUGUUCUGAAGUGAUGACUGCCAAAAGCCCUUGUCUUGUUGGACUCUCAGAUGAUGCCGGAAGGUGGAUAUUCUAACUAUUUAAGUUCUUUUAUUGAUAUUCUUGAUAUUAUAUAUUCCAAACAUUUUGAAGGUUCAUAAAUCAUUUCAUAAAUCCCUUCUUUGAAUUUUGUUACAGUCAAACGGGCAAAACUGUGAACACUGUCUUGAAAUAUUUCAGGAAUGUUUAUAUUGUGUUAUGACCAAUCACAAAAAAGGUUAGGACAUGAGCACUUGCCACAAAAUGACAAACUUAUUAAUGUUCCUCCUUGUGGUUUAGUUUCUCAUGCCCGAUCGGUGAUCGUGAACACCUGAUCUGGUGUUCCCGGUUUUCCCGGUUUGACUGUAAGUCAUGUGCUAGGCAUGGGGCCUCCUCUGUGAACUUCAUUGCCCAGCUUUUCCUACCUGCCAUCGACUCGCAUUUUCCUACUCAUUCAUUUGAAGCUUUAGCGUUUCAUUGCAUGACUUUAAUGGGUUAACCCAAGGCUGUGCUUUAAGACAAAUUGAAAGGAGCUCAAUCCUUUGAACCCGUGAAAUCUAUGAAAACAAAGUAAUAUUUCCUUGUUUGUUCAAGAGCAAAAUGAAGACUCCAGUGGCUUCCAGGUGCUGUUACAGCUCGCUGUAGCUCUAUAACCUCAUUUUGCUUUCAAACCUCUAAUUUAUUAGACAUCUUAGAAAUAUUGGUUACUUGAUGUUUAGUGGUAAACUUUGCAUUUUUUGUUGUAUCACAGGUUUUUAUGUGAUUAUAUAUACUACAAGUCACUACAUCUAGGGAAAGGAACUUGUGCUUUUGUUCAUGUUCCACGAGUGGAUUCACCGUACAGUGUUGAAGAGUUGACAGAGACACUCCGACUUAUCGUCUUAGCAAUGGUUAAGGAACUCAGCUAGUCAAACAAAUGAAUAUAACCUCGUUCACAGUAUUCUCUAAGAGUUGAAAGUUAAAAGGCGUUAGAUAGAAAUAUUUGGACUGUACUCAUUGUAGUGAAAUAUAGACUCCAAAGACUCUGUCAGAGAGC